CCUGAACUCACACUUCUGCCAGGAACCAGGGCUCUCCCCAGCACCCUGUCCUCUCCCCCUGCUGGGCACCAGGGCUUCCGCUCCUGGCCUGGGGUUCAGGCGCCCUUGCCCUCCCCUCCUCCGCCCAGCUCCUGCCCUUUGCCCCCUGUCCCCUCUGGAUGUCCACAGCAGGGAGCCGCUGAGCUCAUCAUGGCUUCCCACGGGCUCACCCUCCUCUGCUUUCUGCUCGGACUUCAGGGAUCCCUGGCUGCAGCCACCGGCACUUCCUCUCACUCUUCCCGCAUCUACUGGUGUCCCGGAGAAGCCUCAAACUCAGCGCAAGCCUCGCUGCUGGGAUCACCUGCACCCUGUCUUCGUGACCCAGGAGGAAGCGCACAGUGUCCUCCACAGGCAGCGGCGUGCCAACUCCCUCCUGGAGGAGCUGCGGCCAGGCUCCCUGGAGAGGGAGUGCAAGGAGGAGCAGUGCUCCUUCGAGGAGGCCCGCGAGAUCUUCAGGAGCCUGGAGAGGACGAUGGGGACCAGUGUGCCUCGAAUCCAUGCCAGAACGGGGGCUCCUGUGAGGACCAGCUCCAGUCCUACGUCUGCUUCUGCCUCCCCGACUUUGAGGGACGCAACUGUGAGACAAACAAGAACGCCCAACUCAUCUGUGUGAACGAGAACGGCGGCUGUGAGCAAUACUGCAGCGACCGCGAGGGGGACAAGCGCUCCUGCCGGUGCCACGAGGGGUACGCUCUGCAACCGGACGGAGUGUCCUGCAUGCCCACAGCUGAAUACCCAUGUGGGAAAAUACCUAUUUUGGAAAAAAAGAAUGCCAGCAACCCCCAAGGCCGAAUUGUGGGGGGCAGGGUGUGCCCCAAAGGGGAGUGUCCAUGGCAGGCCGUGCUGUUGCUGAACAGGGCGCUGCUCUGUGGGGGCACCCUGCUGGACCCUAGCUGGGUGGUGUCCGCAGCCCACUGCUUUGACAAGAUCCGGAGCUGGAGGAACCUGUCCGUGGUGCUGGGCGAGCAUGACCUCAGUGAGGACGACGGGGACGAGCAGGCCCGGUGGGUGGUGCAGGUCAUCAUUCCCGACAAGUACAUCCUGGGCAAAACUGACCAUGACAUCGCACUGCUCCGCCUGCACCAGCCCGUGACCCUCACUGACCACGUGGUGCCCCUCUGUCUGCCGGAGAGGGCCUUCUCCGAGAACACGCUGGCCAGCAUCCGCUUCUCGUGGGUCAGCGGCUGGGGCCAGCUGCUGGACCGUGGUGCCACGGCCCUGGAGCUCAUGGCCAUCGAGGUGCCCAGGCUGAUGACCCAGGACUGCCUGGAGCAAUCCAAGCAGAGGCCGGACUCCCCAGUGGUCACAGAGAACAUGUUCUGUGCCGGCUACCUGGACGGCAGCAAGGACGCCUGCAAGGGGGACAGCGGGGGCCCCCACGCCACACGCUACAGAGGCACGUGGUACCUGACGGGUGUGGUCAGCUGGGGAGAGGGCUGCGCUGCCGCCGGCCAUGUCGGGGUGUACACCCGGGUCUCCCAGUACACGGAGUGGCUCCACAGGCUCAUGGACUCCAAGCCCCAGCUGGGCAUCCUGCGGCGAGCCCCAUUCCCCUAGCUCCUGGGGAAGCCCAGCCCUGCCCUGGGGACGCUGCUGCCACUGGCACUGUGUGGAGCUGCCCUGCAUCAAGUCCCACCCUCCCCACGCUCUUGGUGCCAGGGAGAGAAAGGCAGAGGCCCAGAGAGCGAGGGACAGUCAGGAGAGGCAGGUGGCCAGCCCAGGGUGCCGGGCAGUCCUGAAGGAGGGCUGCAGAAGACCUGGCCGCCCCGCCUGGCCCCCCAGCACCCCGUCUGUGCGUGCCCUGCCUCUGAGACUGCACGGCUGUGUACACAUGUGUACACACGGCAGGGGGGGGGGUGCUCUGAGGGCUGUGGCUCACUUUGCCUUUCUGUGUCGGUGUCUCACCCUCUUUCCAUUAAACGCGAAGCACCUCGGGCUGGCAGAGCCUCCCUGGGCGUGUUCUAGCAUAAA
This is a messenger RNA of Marmota monax (woodchuck), 2010 nucleotides long. RefSeq names its product coagulation factor VII. Gene Ontology annotation, molecular function: serine-type endopeptidase activity; calcium ion binding. The transcript is spliced from 8 exons. Gene Ontology annotation, cellular component: extracellular region. NCBI's taxonomy places the organism in Eukaryota, Metazoa, Chordata, Mammalia, Rodentia, Sciuridae. Gene Ontology annotation, biological process: blood coagulation; proteolysis. The coding region runs from base 190 to 1596 and encodes 468 amino acids. The record is from RefSeq and is a predicted model, not a curated record.